ACAUAUUUAAUAUUGAUUUACAAUUUUGAUAUAUUACAUAAUAUAUUUGAUUAUUUUCUAUAAUUUACAUUUUACGAAAUGAAUGAUGAUGAAGAGGAUGAAUUCGUACUGCGGCCGUUUGAACAGGGCCAUUGGGAGUGGAGUGAGGAUGCUAAACAGUUGAUGUUUAUGAGAGAGGUGAAGACUAUCGACAUAGAUGUACAAGAAGUACAACCACAGAGUAUUAGGAAAAUGGAAUUUAAAUACGAAGUUGAUUUGCUGGAAGAGCAAAGGUUUAAAAAGCAUUUUCAAAGACAACUUAUCGAAGAAGAUGUAGUAAAGUUACAGGAUGUAAAAGAUAUUGUUCUGUUUUGUGCACCUAAACCAUUAAUAACCCGAGAUAUUAUAAAUGUAUUACACAUGCGCGUUAUGGACAGGUUUCUAAGAGCCUUAAUAUUUUAUUGCCAGUAUUAUUUACAGGUCGCUUCAAUAAUGGCUGAUAGAAUUUUAGACUUGCAAAGUAAAAUUAAAACGACAUUUGGUAAAAAAAUUGAAGAGAGAUAUGAGGAAAAUCUAAGAGACGUUCGCUUGUUAUUGGCCAAGGAAUACUGUUCAAUGCUUCUAGGUACGGGAGAAUAUCUCAAAUAUCACCAUAACAAACUUGGAACAGCAAAAUCUUUGUCGAAAAGGGAUAGCGUAGUUUUCGAAUCAGUUUUACGUAUUAGCACUCAUAUUGCUUGGAUUGCCCUCGGAAGAAAAUCGUUUCAACAAAUCGAACUGGAAAUACAAAGAGUGUUUAAAUCGAAUACAUUUAACGUUGUAAAGCACUUUUUAAAAACUGACUUCGAGAAGGAUAUGACAGCGGCGGAGCAUUCCGUGUUGUACGGCUCGUGCGAGCACAAGGAACAGAUCAUGGGUAUACACUCGCCGCUGCUGAGCGAAGUCACCUGCCAUAAAAAUGCAAUAAACUACAGAUUAUUUGGGCUGGGUGAUUUUAAAUACCCUCACUUAACUUCACGACUUCUCUACUUUAAAAAUAUAUUAGUAGCUCCUGAACUGGAGCUAGACCAGCUGGGGCUCACACUAGGUAUCAUAGGUCUGCCCCGGGAGCGCUUCGACACGAUGCUGCGGGAGGUCAAGAAACAGAGUGCCACUACUUCUUCGGCGAGCUUGCGUAAAACUGCUUCACGAAUGUCUUCAAGUCGAUCCUCCGCAGGAAAGAGUACAAAGGGUACUUUCCUCAAUUUACCAUUGUAUCCAGAUAUAAUUCUUCCCGAAUCUCGCCCUGAUCGCAGCGAGGAUCUGGCAGACGCAUUUCCUGGUGUACCUAUCCCGAUCAGGCAUAGGAAGAACGAGCAGCGCUUAAAAUGGUUGCGAUACGCAGAACCAUACCGAAGGAAGAGGCUUCAAAGUUUGAAGAACAAGUAAAAACUGUGUUCACUUGAUGGUCACUUUGAUAUAUGAUAUAUACAUAAAUAAAUGUAAUGUUACCAAAAGAUUGUCCUCAAAACGUCCUAAAUAAU
This is a messenger RNA of Papilio polytes (common Mormon), 1502 nucleotides long. RefSeq lists its product as uncharacterized. The coding region runs from base 79 to 1407 and encodes 442 amino acids. Gene Ontology annotation, molecular function: phosphatase binding. The transcript is spliced from 10 exons. The record is from RefSeq and is a predicted model, not a curated record. NCBI's taxonomy places the organism in Eukaryota, Metazoa, Arthropoda, Insecta, Lepidoptera, Papilionidae. Gene Ontology annotation, biological process: negative regulation of phosphatase activity.